Procambarus clarkii (red swamp crayfish) is the source of this 6408-nucleotide messenger RNA. RefSeq names its product Aryl hydrocarbon receptor nuclear translocator homolog tgo. Gene Ontology annotation, biological process: regulation of transcription by RNA polymerase II. Gene Ontology annotation, molecular function: RNA polymerase II cis-regulatory region sequence-specific DNA binding; protein dimerization activity; DNA-binding transcription factor activity, RNA polymerase II-specific. NCBI's taxonomy places the organism in Eukaryota, Metazoa, Arthropoda, Malacostraca, Decapoda, Cambaridae. The record is from RefSeq and is a predicted model, not a curated record. Gene Ontology annotation, cellular component: nucleus; cytoplasm; transcription regulator complex.
AGGUGUGCGUUAGUGAGCGUGCUGUUGUGGAAGCUGUUGUGUAGUGCACUCCGUCUCCAGCGGCGCCCAGUGUAGCAUGAGGCGGUGUGAACAGGGUGCUCUGUAGGUAUUAACUGAGAUUCAACAGUGUUGCUUGAACCUCCUCUUAAGCCUCAGAAAAGGUGCUCAAAACCACUAAACCUUCUCCUUGAUUAAACUAUAGUGCGAGGGGGGAAUUAACAAGUGGAUGUACUACAGUUAGUGGAUCACCGGUGCUGUUGUGUGUGUGUGUGGAUCCGUGCGAGGUGGUCGACCAGUGAACACUUACACCAGUGUGUGUGUCUGUGAUACGUGUGCCUAGUUGCCUCAUUAGCCAUGUAAUAUGUGAGUAAGUCACAUGUGCGUGCCGCCAAGAAAGUGGUAGUUACUGCCUUUCCGGUGAAGUGGAUCGUAUGUGGCACGACCCCCCGGUGUAAAUUAUUUGUGGAGUUUGUGUAUUACGCCGGUGACUUGUGGUGUGUGUAGUGUGUUUGUGGGGGAAUGUGCGCGUGAUCCCGUGUGCGCAGAUUAUGUGUCGGAGGGCCUACGGGCUGCCAGGACCCCGGGACACCUGCUCCUCCUGCUGCUGCUGCAGGUGGAGGUGAUGACCCACACGGUGGAUCUGUCAGGGUGGUAAGCCCGCCACCACCACCACCACCACCACCACCACCACCACCAUGUAUGCCUACGCUGGAGCCUAUUCUGGGGCCUACAUGGGCGUGGGGUCCGGGGUAGGUGGUUUGUCAGGCGGGAGCAUGACGGCGCCCGCAGCCCACCACCACCAGGUGCUGGCCACGCCCACGCCCAUACCUGCAGCAGCAGCAGCCGCCGCUGCCGCCCACACCAUGACCGCCUCCCUCCCGCCCACCACCGUCAAGAGAAGGUCAGAUGAGGAGGAGAGCUCGGGGUCCAAAUAUGGCAGGAUGGAGUCGGCGGACGAUAACAUGCAGGACAAGGAACGAUUUGCCAGGGAGAACCACUGCGAGAUCGAGCGCAGGGAGAACCACUGUGAGAUCGAGCGGCGGCGACGCAACAAGAUGACGGCCUACAUCGCCGAGCUGAGCGACAUGGUGCCCACCUGCUCCGCCCUCGCCCGCAAGCCCGACAAGCUCACCAUCCUCCGCAUGGCUGUCGCCCACAUGAAGGCUCUCAGGGGUAUGGAGAUUGCCAACGGAAGUGGAAUGGGCACUGGAAAUACCAACACAGAUGGGACAUACAAACCAUCAUUCCUCACAGACCAAGAACUGAAACACUUAAUAUUAGAGGCAGCUGAUGGAUUUCUCUUUGUAGUAGCGUGUGACACUGGGAGAAUUAUCUAUGCAUCGGACUCCGUUACUCCGGUUCUCAAUCAGCCUCAGAGCGACUGGUUUGGGUCAAGCGUUUAUGAACAUGUUCACCCAGAAGACGUAGAAAAGGUCAGAGAACAGCUAAGCACACAGGAACCUGCUAAUCAAGGACGUAUAUUGGAUCUGAAAACUGGCACUGUAAAAAAGGAGGGUCACCAAUCAUCUAUGAGAUUGUGUAUGGGAUCCAGAAGAGGGUUUAUUUGUCGGAUGAAAGUAGGCACAGUUACCCCGGAGAACAUGAACUCUGGUCACCUGAACAGAUUACGACAAAGAAAUUCUUUAGGUCCUGCUAGCGAUGGACACAAUUAUGCAGUUGUCCAUUGCACAGGCUACAUAAAAAACUGGCCCCCAACUGGAGUUCAGAUGGAUCGUGAAGAGGAAGCACAUGGUUCCUCUCACUGCUGUCUGGUGGCAAUCGGUCGGCUUCAGGUUACCUCAACUCCCAACACAUCAGACCUCAUGGGAUCAAACUCUCAAAAUGAGUUUAUAUCUCGUCAUGCUAUGGAUGGAAAGUUCACCUUUGUUGACCAGCGUGUGAUGACUGUGUUGGGGUACUCUCCGCAGGAACUACUAGCCAAGCCUUGUUUUGAUUUUUUCCACCCAGAGGAUCAGACGCACAUGAAGGAAAGCUUUGAUCAAGUAUUGAAACUGAAAGGUCAAGUGAUGUCCGUUAUGUACCGUUUUCGAGGAAAGAAUCGAGAGUGGGUGUGGCUGCGAACAUCUGCGUUUGCCUUCCUCAACCCAUAUACUGAUGAUAUUGAAUACAUUGUUUGCACAAAUACAGCUGCCAAGACCAUGCAAGGUGGAAGUGAAAUGAGUGGUAGUGCCUCUGAACAGCAAGAAGUUAGCCCUCUAAACAGUCAGUACUCGACACACCAGCCGGGGAUUGAGUACUCCUUGCAACGGCAACGUGAGCUAUACCCGCACAUGAUCCAGCCACACAUCCACAAUUCAGGACGACCGAGCAGUACGCAAGGAGUGUAUAGCGGAUAUGAAGCGGGUGCGUCACCCUUGGCUAGCUACUCUCCAAGCACUCCACAGGCUACACCCCUCACAACCCAGGCAUCAUCCAGUAUUUCACGAAUCACGAAGUCGUCAUCACCACCUACAACUGCACACGCCACAACGUGGUCUAAUCCACAUAUAAGACAGGCUGAAGGAUAUAGCUAUACUAGCAGCAUGAGUCCAUCACGAUCUCCUUCAACUCCAUCAUAUACACCAUUAAGCUCUUCAAGUCGCUCGCUACCUUCAUACACAGCUCCGGCCUCCUCAGGAAUGUGGCAGUAUAGCAGUCUAGGUGCAGAGGGAGCAAGUGUAGGGCCAUCCACCAGCUCAGUUCACCCCGGCUCUGGCACUGGUCACCAAGGUGGAGGUGCACCAGGCACUCAACCCGAGCUCAACGACAUGUUGCAAAUCCUUGACCCGUCUGGCUCCACAAACUUUGAUGACCUAAACAUGUUUGGCACUAACUUUGAAUGAGAAGCAUUGCUUUUAGUGUUGCAUCCUAGGCCUGCUCAUCAUUUUUGAAGCACUUGGGUAGUAUGGCAAUGUUUAGGGCAAGUCUUGGCAUCCACCAUCCGAGAAUUUUUGUUGUAUCUCAGCAAGUGCCUCUGUGACAGCAUUAUCUAAUUUUCUGGUUACCAGUUAUUGAUAAUUUUGUAUGUAGUCACCUCUAUGAAGGUAUAAUGACAAAUUGUUUGUAAUUAGUAUAAAGUUCAAAUAAUGUUGGAUACUGAAGCUUGCCUAUCAGCGUUGCUGCCUGAGAAGCUCUUGUAAGUGGUACGACACCCAGUUUACCAGAGGACAUGGUUCACUGAGUGGAUAUUUAGGUGCUGGAUAAUGGAAGUGAAUACUGACAGGUUAUAGCCUUUAGCUAUUGUAUAGUGGGUGCACCACUUUCAGGACAUCUUGUGUUAUUAGGUCAUUCAACCUCUUUCAUAUAUGCAUUAAUUUCUUACAGUUUUUCUGUUCAUAUAGUAUUUUUGAAGGCAGUAUAUCAGUUGAGAAAAUCCAGCAUUUAUUGCUUAUACAGUAUUACCAUACAUAGUGCAACAUUUGGAAAAUAUUUGUUGUAAAAUAAUGUUUCAAUUGUUGUGCUGAUAAUCAAAUUGCAGUCUGCAAUUCUAAUUUUUAUUUGCUGGUAAUCAAAGUGUUUCGUCCUUUAUAGUUGUUACUCUUAUAUGGUCCCCUAAAAGGGGAACUAAUGAUUGAAUUAUUUUUUCAUGCUAUACUUUUAUCUUAAGAAUUUUUACCACACUGUAUAUUUAUGCACAUUUAGAAAGCUAGAGCUCAGGCACAUGUCCAGGAAUGUUAUGCAUUUAAUGAAGAAAGUGUAAGUGUCUCAGUGUUUACACAAGCUACUUCAAGUCUAGUGGUAACCUAGCGGUAUGACACGAGUCCUCAUUAAAGUGAUGUUUCCCUUCCUCCCCCACAUUGGAAUUUUCAAUUCUUGGAAUCAGUUAGAAGUAUAUUUUGUUUAUCAGUUUUCCUCAAGCACCAGGCAGGUCUUGUGUUUUGUAAAUGAGUCAUAAUGAAGGGAAAGAGUUGUUUCAAGUUCUCCUGCCUGCGUGUGUCAGGUCACGAGGAAGACGUUAGGGUGGUUAGGGACUUACUAAUUGUUUUUGUAUUUUUUUUAUACAUUACUGAACUAGGGUUUUGGGCACUAACAUAUGUCUUCAUUUUGAAAACGUAAAUUUUAUUUGAAUUUUUUUUAUAUUAAGUUGUUCAGGUGUUAUAUUUUGCAAUAUUAGAUGGAUUUUGAGAUUGUAAAUUUGAAUUUUCGAGUACAUUACUUUGUAAGUUGAAUAACAAUUAUCAAGUUAUUCUCUAAUUUUUGUGGUUUUCCAAGCCCUUAUUUUAUUGAGUGCUUGGUUUGUACAAUGACUUUGUAAUAUAUAUAUUUUGUCCUCUUAUGAUGUCAGUACAAGGUAUCUCAGUGCUCUGAGAAAACAUUUUGCACGACUGGUGCCCUCUCACCACUAUCUAUUUAAUUUUUUUACAUAUCAUUCUUAACUAGAGGGACACAGUUGACUUUUAGCCCAGUUUAGCAUUGGCCAUGGAUGUGAAAAUCUAUGGUUUUAUAAUAUUUAUAUAUUUUUUUAGGUACUUGCAUUUGCUUUAAUGUAAAAGCAUGUACCCUGCAAAAUGAUAAACAUACCAAAUAUGAAGCAAAGUCGAUCCAUGGGUUUUAAUGCUUAACUGCUGACAGAUGUUGAAGGCUGAAAAUAAAGCUCACAAACAUUAUGCUUUUCAAGACAAAGUUAUUGGCCAUUUUAAUUUAUGCCAGAAGUGGAAUGGCAUAUUGAAUUUUUUUGUUUUUUUCAAUACAAGUGACAGCACUGAAUCGAGUAUAACCUUUUACUUCAUGCUCACAUACUAUGAAAAUAAAUCUGAUGUUUCUAUCUGGUAUUGUUUAGAAAAUGUUACAUAUUGGAUAAGUCUACAAAUAACCUUUAAUGCCUUAAUACAGUUAGGAACUCCUCCUUGAAAAGAUUGUCUUUGAUUGUCUUGUAUAAAGCUUUCUAAGAUGUGUUAAUUUUAUAUUUUGUUUUGUUUGUAUUUAUAAUGACUUAUUUGAGGUUUACAGCAUGGAGCUGAAGUUCAUGGUAUCCCUUCUUCCUCUGUCCAUUUAUCACAUUUUCUCUCAUAUUUUUUCUCUCUCUGCAUGCAUCACCUCAUUCUGCAUUACAUUCCAGUUAUCCACAACUUUCACCAGCAAUCAAAUUUGUUUGUCUUUACUUUCUCCUAGUUUAUUUAAUUCUUUGUGUAGCUGGAGUAACACGAUCUUCCUGGUCCAUUACAUCCUCAUUUCCUUCUAUUUACCGGACUGAUAAGCUCUAAUUUUUCCCAUCUAUCUCUCAUACCUCGGUUCUAUUACCCAUUUUGUAGCAUGGCUCUGCUAACCUGCUGAUGCAUUUCUUUGUGUGUAUUUGCGUGCACGCACACAUCUAGUUGUGCUUGCUGAGGUUGAGCUUUGACUCUUCAGUCCUACCUCUCAACAUCCAAUGAACUGGUGUGCCCGUGCACGCCUGCACACCUGCCUUCCAGCCUAUGCUCACAAACUGUUUUUUUUAAAGGAGCAAGUUCUCCUGGACCUUACCUCUUAAUCAUUAAUAUGCUAGUGAGAUAUUGUACAGUAUAUUCAAAUUUUCAUUAUUUGUCAUAUUUACAUUUGAAUGUGUAUGAAGUUAGCCUCCACUACUUCCUACUUAUUACGUAUGUUUUGGGUAGUAUUUGUGUGUGCAUUUGUGAUGCAUGCUGUCUUAUUUGUGGUUGUGUGGAGAGAAGUUAACACUUGGGAUUCCAUCUCUUUGUUGUCAGUUGAGUGGGGCAAUUACUCUAGACAUUCCAUUGCAUUAUCUUAUUCUUUUUUUUUUUUUAACGGAUAACGUUGACACCCAACUCUUCCCUUUAGUUCAUUCUACUUAUUCAUCUUCUAUUCACUUUAGAGGCACUUCCUUGUGUGUCUGAGAUUCUCAUGUUUAAGAUUUCCACUUGUGUUGUGUGAUUCUAUUUCCCUUCAUUUGAAGCAGUCAGUGUUCAUUUUGUAUAUUAUGUCUCCCUUAGUUUUCCUUUUAUUUAAUAUUCAAUGUAUCAUACCUUCUGAGUCUCCUUCUUUCUAGUGGUCAGAUUCAGUUCUCAUAGUCUGUUUUCAUUGUUUAGCCCCUUUAUUUUAGGCAUGAAUAUUAUGGCAAAUGUUUGAUCAAUUUUCUUGUUGAGCUCUGAGCAUAUGGGCUUUAAACUGAUGAAGCACAUUCUAGGAAAGACUUCACCUGGGUGAUGAAUAUUGUGACUAAUGAUUCCCAGUUAUGAUUUCUUAAGGUCUUUCUUGUGUUAUCUAGCUUGACAUAUGUCACUGACAUUUUCCUGUUUUGCGUGCUUCCUUUCAAUGGGCAAUACAGUGCCCGCUUCAAGAGAAGGCUAUCCUUCAGUCUGUAAUAUUCAUCUGGUCACUGGUCUCCCAUUUGGGUCCUCAUUGCUUUGUCUUACUAUUACUGAAUGUCAAUAACCGUAUUAUGCAACUUUAAUAAAGUUGUCCUUCAGC